AUGGGGAAGAUUUCAACAGGAACUGGAAAGAGCAGGUUCCAGUGCAGGAAACAACAAAAGCAGUGCCCUGUAUUGACUGGCAAGGGCCGCAGCCGCUGGAGGGGGCGCCGGCGGAAGACCACCAGCGGGACCCAUGCCAUUCCAGGGCCUUGGUACCCGCGCCCUGGGCCUCCUGGUCCUGCUCCUGCUGCCGCAGCCCCGGCUCCCCUAUGCCCAGGCGGGCUGGGAGGGCCGCUGGGGAGGCGCGGCGCUGCGGGCACCCUCAUCCCGCCCCGCGGGGGGCGGCCGCCGGGACCCUGCGGCGAGCCCGCAGGCGUUAGCCCACCCAGCGGCGAUGGCCCUCCAGAUCCCGUCCGCUCCAACCACAGGGCCCGCAGCGCCCACACCGCCCGCUCCAACCGCAGGGCCCGCAGCGCCCACACCGCCCGCUCCAACCGCACGGCCCGCAGCGCCCACAUUGCCCGCUCCAACCACAGGGUCUGCAGCGCCCACACCGCCCGCUCCAACCGCAGGGCCCGCAGCACCCACACCGCCCGCUCCAACCGCAGGGUCCGCAGCGCCCACACCGCCCGCUCCAACCGCAGGGCCCGCAGCGCCCACACCGCCCGCUCCAACCGCAGGGCCCGCAGCGCCCACACCGCCCGCUCCAACAGCAGGGCCCGCAGCGCCCACACCGCCCGCUCCGCCUGCUCCGACGCAGCACCUGCCUUCAAGCUGCGGCCGCCAGACCACGAGGGUCGUGGGCGGCCAGCCGGCCGCGGAGGGGCGGUGGCCCUGGCAGGUGAGCCUGCGGGUCCUUGA
Pipistrellus nathusii (Nathusius's pipistrelle) is the source of this 801-nucleotide messenger RNA. NCBI's taxonomy places the organism in Eukaryota, Metazoa, Chordata, Mammalia, Chiroptera, Vespertilionidae. The record is from the annotation of a GenBank genome assembly.